Messenger RNA from Lactuca sativa (garden lettuce), 2965 nucleotides. RefSeq lists its product as uncharacterized. The record is from RefSeq and is a predicted model, not a curated record. Gene Ontology annotation, molecular function: DNA binding; chromatin binding. NCBI's taxonomy places the organism in Eukaryota, Viridiplantae, Streptophyta, Magnoliopsida, Asterales, Asteraceae.
CCAGUCAUAAUUCAUAACCCCCCUACUUUCUUGAUCGAUAAAAAAAAUCCCAAAUCUCCUCUGUUGCAAAUUCCGCUCGUUUCCCUUCAUGCAUUACACACUAGACUCGAGGCUCGAGCUUUUUGUUAUAACUUAGAAACAAAUUUUUGCAGGCUUGUGUAGAAUCCAGCGAUUGUUCUUGACGGGUUUUUGCGUAAGGGAAAGGAAAUCGACGAGCGUAAUCGAAGCAAAUGGGUAGACCACCCAGUAAUGGAGGCCCUUCCUUCCGCUUUAACCAGGCCGAGAUCGCGGAGAUGGAAGCCAUCUUGCAAGCACACAAAACUGCAAUGCCUGCACGUGAAGUUCUUGUUGCCUUAGCUGAAAAGUUCAGCAAUUCUGAAGAACGCAAGGGAAAGAUUGAAGUUCAAAUGAAACAAGUAUGGAAUUGGUUCCAAAAUAGGCGAUAUGCUAUCAGGGCUAAAGCGGGAAAAUCACCAGGGAAGCUAAAUAUAACACAAAUGACCCGAGAUGAUUCAACCAUGGUUAAAGGUGUACCUCAAGCUACUCAACCACACGCUGCUUCUUCUGUAUCUGUAAGAACUUUGCCUCAAGUACAACAACAUCCAACUGUUCCUUCAGCUGCUGUUAGAACUUUUCCACAAGCACCUCAGAGUCAAAUUGCGUUUUCAGUUCAAAAUGCAGGAAGGAUAGCAGAUAAUUCCCAAAUGGAAUAUGAAGCUAAAUCUGCUAGAGAUGGUGCAUGGUAUGACGUGUCAACUUUUUUAUCACAUAGGUCUCUUGAAACGGGCGAUCCGGAAGUUUUGGUGAGAUUUGCUGGUUUUGGAGCUGAAGAAGAUGAAUGGGUGCAUGUGCGCAAGAAUGUGAGACAAAGAUCUCUUCCAUGUGAAGCAUCUGAAUGUGUAGCAGUUCUCCCUGCUGAUCUCAUACUUUGUUUCCAGGAAGGAAAGGAACAGGCUCUUUACUUUGAUGCCCAUGUCCUAGACGCACAAAGAAGGCGACACGAUGUACGAGGUUGUCGGUGUCGGUUUCUAGUACGAUAUGAUCAUGAUCAGUCUGAGGAAAUUGUGGCUCUUAGGAAGAUUUGCAGAAGGCCAGAAACCGAUUACAGGCUGCAGCAACUUCAUGCUGUAAACGAGUCCCUUUCUGUUAAAAAUGGCACCAAUAAUAUUCAUUCAGUCAGCACAUUGAGAGUCUAUCCUCCAGCUGAAGUACAACCAAAGCAGCUUAAAGUUGAACCACCAGUGGUGGUGGUGCCGGCGGAAGCACCACCAAAGCGCCAAAAAGUAGAGCCAACGCCGGAAACGCCCACUGCUCUGGCGGAUCCACCAGGUGAUGUACUACAAGAUCAGCAAAAAGUACAACCUGAAGUCGCACAAGAUCAGCAUAAAGAAGAACCCGUGUUACCCACCCCAUCAGAGCAACCAUCACUAGAGCCACAAAAACUGGAAACAGUGGAUGAAGUACAACUUGAGUUGCCCAAAGUACAACCUGUCAUACCUGAUGAUCCUUCUGGUGAAGAAACUCAAGUUGCAGGACCUCUCGUGCCACCGUCUGCUGAAACAUCACCACCGUUGGCCGCUAGUGAACCACCACAUGGAGGGGGAUCAGAGGUAGCCCAGCCACAGGAAGAACCAAUGGUUUGUAGCUCUUCAGUUGAAGUACAAGCAGAAUUGCCUCCAGUACACCCUGCAAGUGCGAUUGAGGUACAAGCAGAGUUGCCUCAAGUACAACCUGCAAGUGCACUUGAGGCAGUAGAGACUAAAGUUGCUAAGGUACCACAAGAAUUGCCUCAAGUACAACCUUCAAGUGCAAUCGAGGAGGCAUCACAGACCAAAGAUGAGGUACCACCAGACGUGCCUCAAGUACAACCUUCAAGUGCAGUCGAGGCAGUAGAUAUGAAAGCUGAGGUACCAGAAGAACUGCCUCAAGUACAACCCGAGGCUGUAGAGAUGAAAGCUGAGGUACAAGUGGAGUUGCCUCAAGUACAAAUUGCAAGUGCAAGCGAGACUAAACCUGAGGAGGUACAAGUAGAGUUGCCUCAAGUACAACCUGCAAGUGCAAUCGAGGCUAAAGCUGAGGAGGUACAAGCAGAGUUGCCUCAAUUACUACCUGCAAGUAAACUCGAGGCAGUAGAGAUUAAAGCUGAGGUACCAGCAGAAUUGCAUGAAGUACAAUCCACAACUGCAAGUGCACUUGAGGGAAUAGAGACUAAAGCUGAGGAAGCACCAGCAUUGCCUCAAGUACAACCUUCAAGUACAGUUGAGGCAUUAGAGACCAAAGCUGAAGUACCAUCAGAAUUGCCUCAAGUACAACCCACAACUGCAAGUGCACUUGAGGCAAUGGAGACUAAAGCUGAGGAAGCAUCAGAAUUGCCUCAAGUACAACCUGCAAUGGAGACUAAAGAUGAGGUACCAGCCGAAUCGCAUGAAGUACAACCUGCUACUGCAGUCAAGGCAAUGGAGACUGAAGCUGAGGUACAAGCAGGAUUGCCUCAAGUACAACCUGAAACUGUAGUUGAGGCAAUGGAGACUGAAGAUGAGGUACCAACAGAAUUGCCUCAAGUACAACCCACAAGUGUACCCAUGGAGACUGAACCUGUGGUGCCUGUUUGUAUUAAUGAUUCAAACGUGGUUGAGGAGGCAGUGGAGAUGGAAGAUGAAAUUGAGCAGACAAAGCCAAAAGACACUAAUGAUGGAAAUGAUAAUAAGGUGACAGGUGAUAUGGAAGAAGUAUAAUUUAGAUGUUAGAUGGAUAGACUUAUAUUCUGUAGAUGUCAUAAGUCAGGCUCAAGGACUUUAUGUUUUUCUUUUGCUGGCUUGUUCCAUAAUCCAUUUAUGGGUGAUUUCUUUUUGUUUACUUUCCUUCUUAAGUAGAGAAUUUGGCUCUCAGCAAUUAUAGUCAUAGUGUGUGAAUUUUAAGUUUACUGUAGAUUGACACUGGGUUUUAUGACCAUGUUUGUUGUGUA